This is a messenger RNA of Micropterus salmoides (largemouth bass), 3084 nucleotides long. RefSeq lists its product as uncharacterized. Bases 160 to 765 code for a protein of 201 amino acids. The record is from RefSeq and is a predicted model, not a curated record. Gene Ontology annotation, molecular function: sequence-specific DNA binding. NCBI's taxonomy places the organism in Eukaryota, Metazoa, Chordata, Actinopteri, Centrarchiformes, Centrarchidae. The transcript is spliced from 3 exons.
UUUUUACAGCUGGCGGUGGGGACAUGUCCCGGGGCCCGAGCGGUCCAGCCGUUUCCCUCUGAUCUCCGUGACGAGCGCAGGUGACGACACAGAGAUGAAAGGGAGACGCGCGUCAUAGAGCUCGCGCCCUCUGACCGAGCUGGUCGGAGCGGGAUCGCCAUGUCGAGGAGGCGCUGCGUGCUGCACUGCGAGGGGCAGCCGUCCAUGCACCGCCUUCCGAAGGACGAGUCCCUGAAGAAUCAGUGGAUAAAGUUCAUUUUCAACACCGUUCCUCAGGACUACAGCCCCAACCUGUUGCUGUGCUCCAAUCACUUCAGGGAGGACUGCUUCCUCAACCGGCAGCAGUACAACUCGGGAUUUGCGCAACGUUUAGUCCUUAAAGACGAUGCGACUCCGACUCUGUUCGGGCCCGGAGAUCCGCAGCCGCAGCCUGACGCCGCCUGUCGAAUCUUUCCUUCUGUGAGACACGCCGCCUCCCAGACCGACCCCCCCGAGACCAGAUCGGUCGGCACGCAGCUGAUCAUGAAGGCUCCCGUCCGGAGUACAGCCACCCAGGCGACGGCGCCCAGAAGAAACCGCGGCGUGUGCACCCCCACCUUCCCCCUGGACAGCCCGUUACUGUUCCUGCAACCAACGGUGGCGAAGAGACGUCGACUUAAAGAGGAGCAGGAGGAGGAGGAGGCCCCUUUAGAGCGGGCCGAAGGAGGCUCAGGAGGAGCCGCAGGACUCGACGUGACUCUGUCGCCCUCGUGGCUCAGCAGCUGAUCAAGAAGGCCGCUGAGGUCUGGGACAUGUGAUCCACACGGCUCCAGGACAGAGACGACGACCUUCAGCGAGGCGCCGUGCCGUCCGCUGCUCCAGCAGGACUGUUAAUGAUAGAAAACUUUUAGUGUUGAGGCGGGUCAGAUCAGCGUUAGCGGGUUUACAGACCUGAAACCGCAGAAAACAAAGGACAGGAUGGUAAAAUACUUCUCAGGCUGCGGGUUCUGCUGUUGGCUUUAAGAAGGGGGAGGUGGUUUGUUAUUGUCUGCCUUCACCUUUUGAAACAACAGUUCAGGCUCCGCCCACACUCCACGUCGUCGCUUUAAACCUCAGAGCUUCUGCGUUUCCUCCCGUCCACACUAAAACGUUGAAGCCUGAAAACGCUGCUGACCCCGUUUUGGCGUGUUCGCGCUGACAGGAGGAAACGGUGACGCUCAUGCAAACCGGAAACACGAUGCUGCUGACACGGUUUUAGUUUUGGUUCUAAAAUACUUCGUACUGUGUAAAUAACACUUCUACGCUUGUACUCUGCAUUGUUUCCCGCCGCCGCCGCAGUAACCGUUCCACCACGCAGAGAAAUCUCCGCUGUGGUUCUUCAGCGUCGCUGCUCUCCCUGUGUUCAGAACAGACCACCUGCUUGCUGGUUACACCGGCUCACACGUGCUCAGUGCACCUGAACGGCCACACAUCUGGUGGCCGUUAAACAUGAAGCAGAUGGUCUGUUCUGUAGUUUCAGACGAUUUGGUGAAAGAAUAAAGUUCUUAUUAUUUUGCACAGACCGAUAACGAGCGGGGACCGUUACUGAACGGAACACGGGAGCACAAAGAGACAGUGGCGGCGGGAAAUGGACCGGGAGCCGUAAGUGUUGUUUACACGGUGCAAAAUAUUGUAAUAAAAACACCAAAACUCUGUCAGCAGCGUCGUGUUUCUGCUUUGCAUGACCUUUGAGAGCCAAACGCGAGCGUCCGCGUCAUCGUUUCUAAAGUCCUCCGUUUUUGCCCGGCUGCACUAAAACGCUACUCAUAGUUUCAAAACUAAAAACGGGGUCGGCAGCGUUUUCAAACUUGCUGGACGGCUGCAAAACGUCUCGUGGGCGGGGCCUGAGGCUCUGAACACCUGGAACAGGGCCUAACGGUAACAGCUGAAAAGGUUCCACUCGCUGCUCGUGCUUACAGUUUGCAGACGCUGUAAACUUAGACGCCCUUACAGACAGGAAGCGGGGGCUUUGAACACGUCCACGAGUGCCGCAUGAGGCCGACUGAAGGGCCCCCGAGCGACGCAGCAGAGCCUCAGCUGCUGCAGGCGAACCGUUAAUGUUCUGUCAUGUUCAGCUCCUCGUCUGAAGGUCGUACAUCAAGUUCACUUCUACAGAAACGUUGUUUAAAGGUUCAGUUACGUUAAAUACACGCACGGCGUGGAGAGAAAAGUCCGUGAGCUCCUUUAAAGCUUCUACAGGAGACUCUCUCCCGAGUUUAGCUGACUUUAUUUUCUUAACCUGUUUUACUUUCUGCUUUGUAUAAUGAGGUUAUGAAAAUAAAGAACGUCUUCAUCAUCCAGUGUGUCGGCUCUCGCCGCUGCGUGAAGCUUCACCUGCGUUAAACGUGUUGCGCGAUCGACCAGCAUCUGGCCCUGCAUCGCCCUCGUGCUCUGGACGGCGAGCAUCAAAGGUCGUGGCCGACAUUUACUCAAGUACUGUAGCUAAGUACAAACAGGAGGCGUUUGAUUUUCACGCCACUUUCAGAGAGAGUUCUUGUACUUGAGUUUCUUUACAAAGUCAUAUUUCUACAUAUGUUUAUAAAAUAAAACAGUUUGUACAAGUACAGCUGACACGAUCAGCUGAUUCACUGUCGACCAGCUACUUUGAUCAUAAAGUCAUUUUUCGUUAUUGCACUAAUUUUACUGCGUUGUUAAUAUUUGAGGUUUGGACUGUUGGUUUGUGAAGGUGUGAAAAGAAUCAUCAGACAACAUCCUGCUGCACAGCUGAUCUACUUUUCUUUAACUUCACUAACAUUUGCAAUGCGGGACUUUUACUUUAAUAAAGAUCUGAAUCCUCGUCCACCGCUCGCCAAAACCUCCCGUCUGAAGCCGGCCUCACCAGCCAGGUCCUGACCCCCCAGACCUGCCCCCCGUUUUACAGCACACAAAAAUCCGUCACACUAAUUUAGUAGCUGCGCACAUCCUCUGUGUUUUUCACAUCCUGUGACUUUAAUAUUUUUACAUUUAUACAUGUUUGUUGUUGAGCUUUGUGGAAGAAGCUAACUUUAGGCCCUCUGGUGUUUCAGCAGUAUGGAGUUGUUUCCACACACGUCACCAGCUAAGAGC